AUGAAGCAAAUUAGCCCAGUGAAACGCAGGAUUGGCCGCACGAAGCCCGUAUCUCAAGUGGCUCCUUACGAUAAUGUACAUGUUACGCGCAGAGAGCGGUUGCUGAAGAACGCUCAAAAUCGUGCACAGACGAUUCCGACCCCUGAUGAGAUGCCGGAUAAUGGUCCGGAUAGAAUUGUUUUGGACCGAGUGGACUUGCAUUUGGACAUGGCUACCCCUCAAAAUCUGUCAUCAUCGGCGAAGAGGUCCUUUGAUGCAUUUCGCAGAGUGAUGAAAUCUCCACGCCAACAGCCUACUCGCGGUCAAGUGACAGCGAAUUUGUUCCGGGACAAAUUACAACAUCAUCGUCGUCCGCAGUCUCCAAAAGGAAGGGAUGAGAACUGCCAGGAUAAUGCAAAUGUACCUAUCGAUACGCUUGCAUACCGCAAGCACUUCCCUGUUCACCACGAUCGUUAUUUAGAGGACCCGCAAGACGUGAAACGAUGUAAGAUAUCACCACCUACUGAGGCGUGCAUCACUGAAUCUACCGCGGCAGUGAUGAAAACGCAGGUAUUCCUUCUCACCCAACGUAAGAUGCAAGCAGAAGCUGAGGGACGCACAGAGGACGCUCGUUCGUUGCAGGGUUUGAUUCGCAUGUAUAAUGAGACGUUGAAGACUUUCUCUAUAACGGUAGAUAAACGGACGCCCAAGGAAUAG
This is a messenger RNA of Sphaeroforma arctica JP610, 696 nucleotides long. RefSeq lists its product as hypothetical. Bases 1 to 696 code for a protein of 231 amino acids. NCBI's taxonomy places the organism in Eukaryota, Ichthyosporea, Ichthyophonida. The record is from RefSeq and is a predicted model, not a curated record. The transcript is spliced from 2 exons.